AUGGGUCAGGAGAAGAAGAAAAAACUCACCAGAGCUGAGCGACUGAGGCUGCAACAGGAGGAAGAGGAGAGGAGACUGAAAGAGGAAGAGGAAGCCCGGUUGAAACUUGAGAAAGAAGAACAGGAAAGGCUUGAACGGCAGCGAAUUGCAGAGGAAAAAUGGCAUCAACUUGAAGAAAAAGAUCUAGAGCGAAGGAACCAGGAGCUGGGAGAACUUUAUCUAUUAGAAUUGUGUUUUCCAGAAGCAGAGAAAUUAAAGCAAGAAAUCAGAUCUCUUUCUCGGUGGAAGCAUUACAUCGCGUGCGAUGGGAACCCCGACCCCUCGGAGUCUCAGGAAAUGAACACGUUCAUCAGCCUGUGGAGGGAGGAGCUCAAUGAGACCUUCGAAACUGUGAUUGAGAAAAGCAAACUCGUCCUGUAUUUAAUUGAGAAAAUGAAAUUGAUUCUCUUGGAAACUCCACGGUGUGAUCUGGGAAGCAAAGCUACGAUGCACUACAAAGGGUCAAUCCACGAGCUGCAAGAAGUCCUCCAUCUCAAGUUCAACAUAGCUACAGAGCUCCUUCUUCGACAAGCUAGUAAUUUAGCCGACCUGGACAGUGGAAAUAUGGAAAAAGUCAUUAAGGAUGAGAAUAUUAACCUAUACUUGUGGGCAAACCUCAAGAAGAACCCAAGGCACAGGAGUGUCCGCUUCUCCCAGACCCGAAUGGGAUUUGAAAUCCCAAGGAUUUUAGCCACGAGUGACAUUGCCCUGCGCCUCCUGCACACGCGCUACGACCACAUCACGCCGGUGCUCCCCGUGCUCAGCCCACAGGAGAGGACCACCGUGCCCAAGCCUGGCAAAGGAGAGCCGACUGCCCCGGAGACAGACGAGCAGGAGAACAGAGAUGGAGAGAAUCAAGAAAGCGAGUUCAUGUUAACUCAGGAUGAAGAACAGGAGAACAAAGAUCAAGUCAAAGUCGAAGUCCAAAUGAUCCCUGUCAAUGAAGACUCAGAAGUCCCGCAAUAUGAACUGGAGAUGCAGUUAUUAAGUGACAAAGUAUUAGAAGCUCAGAAGUUCCUAGUGGAGGACGCCCCUGAGAAGCCAGAGGUGAGCGACAUGUACGACUUGGACCUGUGCCAGUUCAUGAUGGUGGGUGGGGUGUUUCACCUGGACAUCCUGCAGCUGCCCCCGCUCUGCAAGCCCGCCAAGGGCUGGAUGAUGGUGGAAAUACUCAAAGGAGGAUUGCAGAAUUUUACAUACCCUCCAGAGAACAUGGAAGAGUUAGAUCCGGAGAACACCUUUCCGCCCAUUGAAGUCAUCCUGGAGAUCCCAGAGAACGUCGUCUUUUUCGAAGACCCGAUGGUUGUAAGGUGGGAUCUUGAAGGUCAGCGCUGGAAGACAGACGGCAUUAGCAAUGUGUCCUAUAUGGAGGAAGACAAGCUCCUGUUAUUCAGCUUGGAGACGCCUGGCCCCUUUGCCUUGGUACAGGACGCUCAUGCUAACAUGCCCUACCUGUCAUGGGAGCUGACGCCUCUCAAUCUGAACCAAGUCCUCCUGACAGUGACCACGUUGUUCACUGAGUUCCAGAUACAAGUUAAGGAAAAUGUCUGUAUGUUAUCUUCAAUCAAGCUGAAAGACCCACGGCCUGUUUCUAGUUUGGAAGGAAAAUGGAUGGCUCCGAUUCCCUUCAUUACUGCUUUGAAAAAAGCUGGGCUGAAUAUCUUCCCUACCCAAUACUCUCGUUUUUAUGUGACUGGUAACAAAAAGCUUUCCUUGGUGGAAAUCAGAGCCUACCGACAGAUGGCCUUGCUUAGCUCCGCCUUCGCCUUCAGCUGGAGCAAGUGGAAUUCAGUAUGCAACUAUAAGAAAGUUAUAUUCAAGGUGAGGGAACAGUUGACCGUCGAGCCUGCCCGUCCGCCCUGGGACCUGCUAAUGUUCAGCGGCGACCGAGCCCAGAAGCUGAAGCUGACCGAGGAGAGCGACGUGUUCUCCGAGACGGUGGAGGAAGGCACGGAGUUCCACUCCAGCCUCUACCACAUGGUGCAGGACUUCGCGUCGCCCGAGGCCAUGGAGCGGAUCCGAAAGUCCACCAGCCAGUACGUGGACUCGGUGUGCCACCUGCUGCUGUCCACCAGGAUCAUCAGCUUCUCCUAG
Molecule: messenger RNA, 2133 nt
Organism: Perognathus longimembris pacificus (Pacific pocket mouse)
Lineage: Eukaryota; Metazoa; Chordata; Mammalia; Rodentia; Heteromyidae
Gene: Dnai7
Product: dynein axonemal intermediate chain 7
Cellular component (GO): axoneme
Molecular function (GO): beta-tubulin binding; microtubule binding
Source: RefSeq, a predicted model, not a curated record